AUGUUCUCCAUUCGCAGUCUUCCCACAAUGAGAUACAGGGAACUGGCUUUAGAGGAUGGCAUUGAAGAUAUGACACAACUGGAGGAGCUACAUGAAGGGGCUGUUUUAAUAAACUUGAAGAGCAGGUUUGAACGUGACCUUAUUUACACAUACAUUGGGAGCAUUCUGGUGUCUAUGAACCCCUACAGGAUGCUGAAUAUAUAUGGGACUGAUAUGGUGCUGCAACAUAAAGGACACGCCUUGGGGGAGAAUCCUCCGCAUCUUUUUGCUAUUGCAAACGCUUCUUACACUAAAAUGAUGGAUGCCAAACAGAACCAGUGCAUUAUCAUAAGUGGGGAAAGUGGUUCGGGUAAGACCGAGGCCACCAAGCUGGUUCUCCGCUACUUAGCUGCAAUUCACCACAAACGCAACAUCGCACAACAGAUUCUUGAAGCCGCUCCCUUAUUGGAGUCAUUUGGAAAUGCCAAAACUGUGAGGAACGAUAACUCGAGCCGAUUUGGAAAGUUUGUGGAGAUCUUCAUGGAGGACGGCGUGAUCAGUGGUGCCAUAACCUCACAGUAUCUCCUUGAGAAGUCCAGGAUUGUGUUUCAGGCCAAAGAUGAACGAAACUAUCAUAUUUUUUACGAGAUGCUGGCGGGCAUACCAGCCCAGCUAAGACGAUCCUUCUAUCUCCAGGAAGCUGAAACAUACUACUACCUUAACCAGGGUGGGAACUGUGAGAUCCCUGGAAAGAGUGAUGCAGAGGAUUUCCGCCGACUAGCCAGCGCUAUGGAGAUCCUUCACUUCAGUGCCGAAGACCAGACGAGCAUCUUUAGAGUCCUGUCAUCCAUCCUGCACCUGGGAAAUGUCUUUUUCGAGAAACACGAGACGGACGCUCAGGAGGUGGCCACGGUGGUGAGCGCCCAGGAGAUCCGCGUGGUGGCCGAGAUCCUACACAUCUCUCCUGAGGCCCUGCAGAAAUCCAUCACCUUCAAAGUCACGGAAACGAUGCGAGAGAAAAUCUACACUCCCUUGACAGUUGAAAGUGCCGUUGAUGCCAGAGAUGCCAUUGCCAAGAUCUUGUACUCCCUUCUCUUCAACUGGCUGACUGACCACAUCAACAAGUUAGUUUACCCACGAAGUGAAGCUGUGUCUAUUGCCAUACUGGACAUUUAUGGAUUUGAGGACCUUACCUUCAACAGCUUUGAACAGCUUUGCAUAAAUUAUGCAAAUGAAUACCUUCAGUUCUUCUUCAACAGAAUAGUGUUCAGGGAAGAACAGGAGGAGUACACCAGAGAACAAAUCGAGUGGGAAGAAUUGUCUUUCAGCACCAAUCAGGACUGCAUCGACAUCAUAUCUGCAAAGCCCCAUGGGAUUCUUAGAAUCCUUGAUGAUCAAAGUGGUUUUCCUCAGGCAACUGAUCACACAUUUCUUCAGAAAUGCCACUAUCACCAUGGAGACAAUCCCUUGUAUAUCAAGCCAAAAAUGCCACUUCCCGAGUUCACCAUCAAACACUAUGCAGGAAGAGUCACUUAUCAGGCUCACAAGUUCCUGGACAAAAACUUUGAUCAGGUGCGACAGGAAGUUCUUGACCUGUUCAUGCAAAGUAAAAAUAAGAUGGUGGCUAGUCUCUUUACGAGCUAUGCCGAAGCCCUCAGUCAACAGAAGACAAAUGGCAGAAAAAGCAGCACUGUGACUCGACGCUACCAACCCUCCACGGUGGCCGCCAAGUUUCAGACCUCUCUCAUGGAUCUCAUAGAGAAAAUUGAAAAAUGUAACCCCUUUUUUGUCCGUUGUAUCAAGCCAAAUCAAAUGAAGGAGCCUGGUAUAUUUGAUGUUGAGCUGGUCAGCACACAGCUCCAGUACUCUGGAAUCUUGGAGACCAUCCGCAUCAGGAAGGAGGGCUACCCAAUCAGACUGACAUUUGAUGUCUUCCUCUUCAGGUACAAAUCCCUCCUGGCCAUGAAGCAGACGCCCCCCAGCAGUGGUGAGAACUGUGCUAUGAUGCUGAGGAAGUUGUGUCCCGUCAGACCAGGGGCCUUCCAGAUAGGAGUCACCAAGAUUUUCCUGAAGGAGGAAGUGUACCAGUUUCUGGAGAGCAAGCGGGAUCGUGUUCGCCACGUCGCCGCUCUCACGUUGCAACGCCACAUGCGCAUGUUCUUCAUCCGCCAACGCUACAAUGAGUUCCGCAUGAAGAUCGUCAAGCUGCAAGCCCACUGCAGAGGAUACCUGGCAAGAAAGCGUUACGUGAAUAUGAGGAUUAGUUUCAUCAGGUUUCGCUCCAUUAUUCACAUGUACGUCAACCGGAAGAGGUACAUCAAGAUGAAUCUCGAUGCCAGGAGGAGAGCAGAGAGAGAGAGGAUCAGACGUGAAGUGGAGCUGGCCAGGAGGGAGGUUAUAAACGUCACACAUCUGCCCAUCCCAGCAGAACUGGCAGCACUCCUCAACUCCACAGCAGGAGGGCGGGAGCUGCACUCUGACUGCCUGGCCCUGGUGGAGGCUCCCACAGUGCAGGUGGACUCCCAGCUCAUGCUGCCCCUGGACAUCAACAACUACAACAUGACCAAAUGUGUGCAGUUUUAUUUCAAGGCACCCAAGUUUGGCAUGGUGUUCGCACCUCUGGAUUCGCCACUCACACAUGUGGAUGAAGACCAUAGGUAUCUGGCUGUGAAUGUCUUCAUCAUGAUUCUGAGGUUCAUGGGCGACCCCCACUUGAACGGAGCCCAGGAGAACCUGUUUGGGAACUACAUCAUCCAGAAGGGCCUCACCUAUCCCGGCAUACGGGAUGAAAUCUUGUGUCAAAUUGCCAACCAGGUGUGGAGGAACAACAAUCUCCACAAUGCCGAGAGGGGCUGGCUGCUGCUGCUGGCCUGCCUGAGCGCCUUCGCCCCUUCUGCCAGACUCGAGAAAUACAUACUCAAGUUUGUGUCAGACUACGGUGUGGAGGGGUUCAAUGCCAUUUGCCAACACAGGCUCUUACAAGCCAUGCAGAAGUCCGUCCUGGGGCCCGAGUUGGCCAGGACCUAUCCUCUUUCCUUGCUCGAGUGGACGGCCAAUAGGAAGAAAGCCAACAUGGUGCUGCAGGUCCACUGCUUUGACGGUACAUCCUUCCUGUGUCCUGUUCACUCCUGGACAAGUGGGGAAGAUCUGGCAGGAGACAUCCUUCAGCACAGGGGCAUCUCGGACAGCUGGCGGGGCAGCUCUGUCUUCAUGAAGGAGCACGGCCAGUGGGCGGAGCUGGCGGGUCACGACUACGUGAUGGACCUGAUUGCAGACCUGGAGCUCAUCCGAGAUUUCCCCAAGCAGAAGUCCUACUUCAUCAUCUCCGCCGACAGCCCCGCACGCACCAGAGCCAACGCCAACCUCACCCUGUUUGGAAGCGGUUUCGAUUCAGAUGAUGACCACUCUCUUGGAGUGACUGGGCACCACGCAAUGCCCAGCAUCCCAGACUCCGAUGGAUACUUCAGUCACGUAGAAUCGGAUACGUUCAGUGAGCCUCCCACACAGCGAGGCAUGGACCGCUACCUUGACAGCCUCUUCGAUCCAGUGCUCGAGGAUGUAAGUGGAGACAUGGAGAGGGCGGCCAGUAUGUCCAGCCGGAUGAUGGGAGCAGGAGGCCUCGCGGCUGGGGAAGGGGAAGGAGAGAAGCCCCCAUCAGGCAGACCCCCUCCAGCACCUGGAGCGGUGCCAGUCCUGCCCAUGGAGGGGGGAAUGAUGCCCCCCAUUCCCGCGCCAGCCUCCCAAUCUCCCCCUCUCGCUGCCGACCCUGCCCCUGCCCUUGUGCCCGAUCUUACCCCUGCCCCUGCUCCUGCUCCUACUCCUGCCCCCGCUCCUGCCCCUACGCCUGCUCCCGCUCCCCCUGCAGUGCCAGCAGAACGCGCAAUGCCAGCUAUCGCCCCCAUGCCAGCUAUGCCUAACGUGCCAGACAUACCUAAUGUGCCAGGGGUAGACCCCUCAGUCAUGUCCCCGCAGCAGCAAGCGAUCAUCAACCAACAGGCGAUCAUAUUGGCCCAGCAGAUGACGAUGCAGGCCAUGGCUCUGCACCAUCAGAUGUACAACUCUAUGGGGGGUCACAGUACUCCAGUCCCCCCAAUGACCCCACAGCACCUGAGCCCACAACAUCCAGCAGCUCAUCACACACCUACUAAGCCAGAGAUGGAAUUUAAUCCGUACAGACAGGCCCCUGUGUCGUCGCACAGAUCUCCACAAUGGAAUGCUACUACUGGCUCAGCUCCGUGUCCGCCCCCAGGCCCAGAGAAUGUGGUUCGCAGCUCAGUGUCCAACUCCGAGUACUGGGAGCCCAGUCACAACAUCAAGGACAUUAUCAAGCAGUACCAGCACCCGCCUACACCCAAACCAUCACCCAUCCCCAGAAGAGAAGGUAAAGUGUUUGUGAGGAGGCCAGAUCCUCACGAUGAAGCCAUGCUGAUCCUGAAAGACCAGAUGAGUGCUCCACCUGCCCCGAGAAAGAAGGUGUAUGGCCCCCCACCCCCUGGACCAGCGCCAGGCUCGCGAUACGAUGAGAACCGAGUGCCCAAGACCAUCAGGAGGUCCCAGCCCCCCGUGCCAGCCGUCAGCCACAGGCUCCCGCUGCCCGAGCCAGUGUCCAGAGAUCUCCCGGUGGAGACGGAGAUGAUCAAGACCAAGCUGCACAAGAGGAGCAGCGAGGAGCACUACACCUACACCAAUGUGCCCUGGAAGAUCUACCUCAGGAAGGAGGUUUUUUACCCCAAAGACAGCUUUAAUCACCCCUUGGUGCUGGAUCUUCUUUUCAAACAGGUCGUCCAUGACACCUUCUCCGAGGCUUGCAUUCGCAUCACUAAAGAGGAGAGACAGACCAUGAAAUCCCUCUUUGAGGAGAACAACGUCACUAUAGGCUCGACUUCUUCAGACGACAACGUGAAGAAGAAGGUGGUGACAGCAGCCAGAGACACGUGGGAUAUCUAUUUCUCAAGGCUCUUUCCUGCCUCUGGCAGCGUGGGCACGGGGGUGCAGGUGUUGUCCGUGUCCCAUAAGGGCAUCAAGCUUCUGAAGAUGGUGCGGAGCAGUGCAGCGGGGCCAGACUACUUCAGGGUCCUGAGGCCUUACAGUUACGGCGACAUCUUGUUUGUGACCGUCCCAUCGAGGAACAUGCUGGAGUUCAACCUGACCAAUGAGAAGCUCAUCCUCUUCUCUGCCAAAGCCCCGCAGGUCAAGACCAUGAUCGACCACUUCAUCACCGAACUCAAGAAGGACUCCCAGUACGUGGUGGCGGUGGUGAGUUACAGUAAAGAGGACCGGGCCCAGCUCAGCUUCCACAAGGGAGACAUCAUACGCCUGCAGAAAAUGGAUGGCCUGGAAGAAGGCCAGUUCUACGGCUGCAUAGUGAGGAAGAAGGUGAUGCUCCUGGAGGAGUUGAAGAGAGACACCACCGACUUUGGCUGGAAGUUUGGUGCGGUGCACGGGCGUGGAGGCUUGUUCCCUGCGGAGAUGGUGCAGCCGGUGGCGGCCCCGGACUUCAUCAACCUGCCGGCGGAGCGUAAGGAGGAGCCGCGUAACCAGCAGGGCCGCGUGGCCGCCUCCGCCGCUGUGGCUGUGGCCGUGGGCUCCUCCGCCGCCGCCCACGAGCUGGACAAGACCAUAGAGGUGGCAACACCAGCUGAUAACAUCGAGGCCUACCCUGACUACAGUGGCAUGGACCUGGAUGAGGAUACACUGCUGGAUAACAAAUACAACAUGAUGGAGUUUGCCAAGAAAUACUUCAGAGAGGCCCAGAGAACCAACAGUGAGUCCUUCAAACAGAGGGUGAAAAAAGGGAAGGAACCACGGGAGCCAGCUGAGAUGGUGAAAUUCUCCAAGUCCCCAAUCCAGGAGUCUCUAAUCGACUUUACAGAUGAAACUAUGAAUAAAGUGGCGGUAGAAAUUUUCCUGGCCAUCCUGAGGUUCAUGGGGGACCUCCCAUCCAAGGGCCAGACGGAGCAGGAGAUAGUCAGUGUAAUGCUGAAGCUGACUGGUGAGUUUGGCUUGAUGAGGGAUGAAGCUUACUGCCAGGUCUUGAAGCAGAUCACAGGAAACACCAGCUCCAAGACAGACAGCUGCCAGAAGGGCUGGAGGCUGCUGUACAUCCUGACGGCGUACUACCGCUGCUCGGAGGUGCUGAAGCCCUACCUACUCAAGUACCUGAGGGAUGUGUGUUCCAACCAGGGCAUCCACUACCAAGGCAUUGCCAGUGCCUGUGAGCAAAAUCUAAUCAAGACUUUCCAGUAUGGUGGACGCAUUGAGCCACCCAACAGCAUGGAGCUGAAGGCCAUGCUGGCUGGGAGGAGUUCCAAGCGGCAGGUGUUCCUGUUACCUGGUGGCAUCGAGAGACACCUGAAGAUCAAGACGUGCUCAGUUUCUUUGGAUGCCAUUGAGGAGCUUUGCUAUGAGAUGGGCGUGACCAAAAUGGAGGCCAUGGAUGAAUACGCCAUAUUCGUAGUCAUCAACAGAGGUCAUCAUGUGCGGCCGUUGUACAAGCGUGAAUACAUCCUGGACAUCACGACGGAGGCUGAGCCAAUAGACAGCGGAUACAGCCUGUGCUUCCGCAGGGUGAUCUGGACCCAGCCCCUCAAGUUCGACAACGAGCUCAGUGUCUCCACCCACUAUAAUCAGAUAAUGCCAGACUACCUGAAAGGCCUGCUCAACGUCAUACCGCAGGGGAAGCUGAGCGAUCAGCAGCUCCAGAACGUGGCUAAGCUGGCGGCUCUGCAACACCGAGCCAAGGAGUCAGCCUACCUCCCCACUGCGCAUGAGGUGCAGGAGUAUAUCCCCCAGCAGCUGUACCUGGAGCAGCGGCCCCCCCACUGGGUCACCCUCAUCAACGAGCACAUGCAGCAGGUGCAGCCCCUCAGCCCCCACCAGGCCCGCGCACAGUUCCUUGGUCUUGUGAGUGCGUUCCCGAUGUUUGGCUCGUCCUUCUUCUAUGUGCAGAGCAGCAGCAGCAGCAGCAUAGACACACCCUGCAUACUCGCCGUCAAUCACAACGGACUCAACUUCCUCAACAAGGACACGCAUGAGGUGCUGGUGAAGUUCUCCCUGAAGGAGGUGCAGUCGACCCGGACGCAGCGGCCCACGCCUGGCUCCAGUUACCCCUACGUGGAGAUCAGGCUGGGGGACCUGCUCUCUCAGAGGACCACUCAACUGCAGCUGGACCAGAGUCUGGAGCUGUGUCGCGUCAUUGCCAUGCACAUGGAAAACCUGAUCUCCGUGAGGGAGAAGCGUCUCACUCUGCCCCCCAGCGAGAUCACCCUCCUGUAACGCAUCGCACACACCCCUUACAGCUACCGUCCUGUGAUUGCAGCACCUUCUAAUCGACAGCCAUGGCAUACAGUACCAUGGCAUCUGACCAUGGAAGAAAGUGCCCCUCUCUACGCUGCACUGCACCUGUAUGAGCCCAGGCCUGUUCAGAUGUUUCACCACCUGACCAUCU
Molecule: messenger RNA, 7426 nt
Organism: Engraulis encrasicolus (European anchovy)
Lineage: Eukaryota; Metazoa; Chordata; Actinopteri; Clupeiformes; Engraulidae
Gene: myo15aa
Product: myosin XVAa
Exons: 64
Coding region: 1-7254 (2417 amino acids)
Cellular component (GO): myosin complex; cytoskeleton
Molecular function (GO): cytoskeletal motor activity; protein binding; ATP binding
Source: RefSeq, a predicted model, not a curated record